AUGUCGAGCUCGUUAACAAGCGCACAGCGAAAGGAAUUGAAAGAUGCAUUUGAUGUCUUCGAUACAGAUGAAUCGGGUAAAAUCUCUCAAAAUGAAUUAGGGAAUAUCUUGAAAGCAUUGAACAUCAAGAUAAAUGACAAUCAACUGAAACAACUUGUUGUUGACAUGGAUUCCGAUCAGAGUGGUGAAAUCGAGUUUGAUGAAUUCUGUCGUGUGAUGAGUGAGGCGUUCUUUAAAAAGUAUACCAACAAUGAAUUACGUGUUGCUUUUCAACAAUUCGAUCAGGAUGGAUCAGGUUAUAUACAAGCAAAUGAAUUAGAAAGUAUCAUGCGAAAAAUGGGAAGACGUUUCAGUAAAUCCCAGAUCGACAAUAUGGUCAAGUCGUUAGAUUCAAGUGGUGAUGGAAAGAUUUCCUUCGAUGAAUUCGUUCAAUUAUUUCAAUAA
Adineta ricciae is the source of this 444-nucleotide messenger RNA. NCBI's taxonomy places the organism in Eukaryota, Metazoa, Rotifera, Eurotatoria, Adinetida, Adinetidae. The record is from the annotation of a GenBank genome assembly.